Messenger RNA from Mugil cephalus (flathead mullet), 1752 nucleotides. It is a transcript of the gene chrm4b, whose product is annotated as cholinergic receptor, muscarinic 4b. The transcript has 3 exons. Gene Ontology annotation, biological process: adenylate cyclase-activating adrenergic receptor signaling pathway. Gene Ontology annotation, cellular component: plasma membrane. The record is from RefSeq and is a predicted model, not a curated record. Lineage: Eukaryota; Metazoa; Chordata; Actinopteri; Mugiliformes; Mugilidae. Gene Ontology annotation, molecular function: G protein-coupled acetylcholine receptor activity. The coding region runs from base 327 to 1550 and encodes 407 amino acids.
AGGAAGUUAAUCUCACUUUGAUCAUGAUGGUUUCAUUCACUUCAACAUCAACAAUGAAACAAACCGGUUCCAGUGUGAACGGGUUCUGAACUGUGUGUGGGGGGGGUCAGGGAUCUGGUGCAGGUCCUCUUCAGUCCUGGGGGGGGGGGUCAUCAUCAUCAUCAUCAUCUCUGUUCCAGCUGACGUCAGGAAGUCGGAGGAGGAGACUCAACCAGGAGUCGUCCCCUCGUAUAAAAAGCUCAGCAGCAGACGGGCAGAGGACAGACUGAGGACAGGGGACAGGCUGAGGACAGGCUGAGGACAGGGGACGGAGGGACGGCCAGAAGAUGGAAGACAUGGAGCUGGAGGUGUUGAACGUCCCAGUUUCCACGGUGACGCCUGACCCUGACCUGAACUCCUCCUCCUCCGUUUGGCUCCGCCCCCUCACUAACACUUCCCACCCACCUCCAAUCACGGUGGAGGAUUCACAUGCCGCCGCCCGCCUGGUCCUCGUCGCCGUGGUAACCGCCUCCCUGAGCGCGGUCGCCGUGGGGGGCAACGCGCUGGUCAUCCUCUCCAUCAAGGUCAACCGGCGCCUGCGCACCAUCAACAACUACUUCCUGCUGAGCCUGGCGGCGGCCGACCUGGUGGUGGCGCUGGUGUCCAUGAACCUGUACACGCUGUACCUGCUGGGGGGGCGCUGGCCGCUGGGGGCCGCGCUGUGUGACGCGUGGCUGGUGCUGGACUACGUGGCGAGUAACGCCUCCGUCCUGAACCUGCUGCUCAUCAGCCUGGACCGCUACCUCUGCAUGACGCGGCCCCUCAGCUACCCGGCCCGCCGGACCCGCAAGAUGGCCGCCGUGAUGGUCGCCACCGUCUGGCUGCUGUCCCUCGUCCUCUGGGCUCCCGCCAUCCUGAGCUGGCAGAGCGCCGGGGGGAGGCGGCUUGUCGCGGAUGGACACUGUUACAUCCAGCUCCUCGUGAGCCCGGCCGUCACCAUGGCGACGGCGAUGCUGUCCUUCUACCUGCCGGCGCUCGCCAUGAUCGGCCUUUACUGCCGCCUCUCGGCCGCCAGCCUCGGACGGCUGGGCGUGCUCAGAACAAGCAGAACCUCGGUCAAAGACUUCCUGUGGAGGAGGCGGAGCUGGGUGAGCGGAGACCCCGCCUCCGACCUGUCUGUUGACCAAUCAGAGUCCAGCACCCCGAAGACAGAGAGGACGGGGACAACUUCCAGAAGUUCAGAGGACGCAGUGGAGACCGCCGUGGUGUCCAGCAGUCCCAGCUUCAGGUCCCAGGAGAGGAGGAGGCGUCGGGUGAUGGCGAGAGAGAGGAGGGUGACUAAGACCAUCCUGUCCAUCCUGCUGGCCUUCCUCGUCACCUGGACGCCGUACAACGUCAUGGUGGUCGUCGCCACCUUCUGCCACAACUGCGUCCCCAGACUGGCGUGGGUCAUCGGCUACUGGCUGUGCUACGUCAACAGCGCCAUCAACCCCGCCUGCUACGCCCUCUGCAACGCCACCUUUAGGAAAACCUUCUGCAGCCUCCUCUGCUGCUGCCGCAGGAAACUGUAGUGAUGGAGACGCCAGGUAAACACUUCCUCUUCUUCUUCUAUGGUUUGUCAAGGAGGAAACAAACAUGUGGAGAAGCUCCUCCAAGCUUUAACCCUCUGGAGUCACACGACCAGUUUAAGACGACGUAGCACCAAGACGCUUCUCACUGAGUCUCUGUUUCUACAGAGAAGAGAGCUAGCAAGAGGAGAGAGCUAACAAGAGG